This is a messenger RNA of Zingiber officinale, 2670 nucleotides long. RefSeq lists its product as uncharacterized. The transcript is spliced from 6 exons. NCBI's taxonomy places the organism in Eukaryota, Viridiplantae, Streptophyta, Magnoliopsida, Zingiberales, Zingiberaceae. The record is from RefSeq and is a predicted model, not a curated record. The coding region runs from base 182 to 2443 and encodes 753 amino acids.
UCUUCAUCUCCACACGCGACGACCGCUGCUGCGAUGCCCUAGGUAAGCUUCUUCUUGGAUCUCUUGAUCCUCUUUCUUUUUCCGGCGAGUGCGACUGCUUGGAGUCUUUCGAUUCAUAUCUGUACCAGUUAAUAGCCCUGGGUAUUGAUACCACAGAAGGAGAAGUUCUAGGCGAUUCUUAAUGGCUCGAUGGGAUGAAAUUUUGACGCUCCCAGUGCAGAACCCACAAACUUUGGAGUUCUCUGCUGCAGAUAUUGUGUGGUCAAGAGUGGAAGGAUGGAGAGACAAAAUGGAUCGGCUUGCGCUUAUUCCCUUCUCAAGGGUGAAUGAUUUUGUACGAGGUGAAUCCAAUAACAAGGAAUGCCCAACCAGGUUCCAUGUUGAAGCACGUAGGAGGCGCCCUCCUCAGAUGGCAUACAAACCAAAAGUCGAUGGGAUUCUUGAGUAUAUUCUAUAUUGGUGUUCGUUUGGGCCAGAUGACCAUAGGAAAGGUGGUGUAGUUCGCCCUAGCAGGCAUUAUACUACAAAGAGGAAAUCUCCUGCUGGACGACCAAACACAAAGAGAGGUUGUGUAUGUCAUUUUAUUGUAAAGAGGUUAAUAGCCGAACCUUCUCUUGCUCUUAUCAUAUACAAUCAAGAUAAACAUGUUGACAAAAAAGGGCUACCUUGCCAUGGUCCUCUUGACAAGAAAGCUGCUGGGACACGAGCAAUGUUUGCACCUUACAUUUCUGAUGAACUUCGUCUUGAAAUUAUCUCACUACUCUAUGUUGGGGUUCCUGUUGAAACCAUAAUGCAGAGGCAUACUCAAAUGGUCCAGAAGCAGGGUGGACCAUGUACUCGAGAUGAUCUUCUCACCCAUAGGUAUGUGCGAAGGUUGGAGAGAAAGAUUAGGCGUUCAGCCUUUGAGCUGGAUCCAGAUGAUGAUGUUAGCAUUGGCUUAUGGAUUGAAAGCCAUAGGGAUCACAUUUUCUAUUAUGAAAAUUUCUCAAGUUCAGAUCCUUUUAUUUUAGGCAUUCAGACAGAGUGGCAACUUCAACAAAUGAUUCAAUUUGGCAACCACAGUAUUCUAGCAUCUGAUUCAAGGCUUGGCACUCACAAAUUAAAACAUCCGGUACACAGUCUCCUCGUCUUUGACUCAAACAAUAAUGCUAUUCCAGUUGCUUGGGUCAUUGCCCCAAACUUUGCAAGUCGGGAAAUAUUUAGAUGGAUGGGAGCCCUUUAUGAUAGAGUUCAUUCUAAAGAUCCAACAUGGCAGUUGGGUGGUUUUAUUGUUGAUGAUCCAUUAGCUGAUGUGAUGUCUAUCAGGGAAAUAUUCAACUGUUCUGUAAUAAUUAGCUAUUGGCGUGUUUUGCAUGCAUUUCGUAAAAGCUUGUUUAAUAAAUGUUUUGAGAGAGAGGUCCGAACUAUGAUGUCAAAACGCCUUGGAGAAGCAUUGUCCAGCAUUUGCAAAGGGCAUGGCGGCAUGGAUCUUUUUGAAGCAUUCAUGGAAGAUUUUGUUGAUUGCCGAGAGUUCUUGGACUACUUUAGUGCUACUUGGUUUCCUAGACUUGGUGCUUGGAUUGCUGCUUUAAAAUUUCUUCCAUUGGCUAGUUCAGAAGCUUCAGCAGCUAUUGAAUCAUAUCAUCAUCUGCUGAAGCUCAGGCUCCUAAAUGAGUUGGACUCGAGUGUUUACCAGCGUGCAGAUUGGCUGAUAGAUAAGUUGGGAACCAAAGUACAUUCAUACUACUGGCUGGAUGAAUAUUCUGAGAAAGAAAGUUUCACCCGCUACUGGAAAGAUGAAUGGAGAAGCGGAUUCACAUCUUGGCAGCAGGCACUCAGGAUUCCUGAUUCUGAUGUUCUCAUUGAUGGCAAAUGUGCCAAAGUUGUGAAUCAGAAAAACCGAGAGAAGCUGCAUGAAGUAUGCAAUCCUGGUUCUGAGUUUGUGAUAUGUGAUUGUGACUGGUCUAGAAUGGGGAACCUCUGUGAGCACGCUAUCAAACUAACUAAAUUCCUUCGUGAUAGAGGAUUGGCUGCACCAUCAUCAAGCCUCAAUGAGUUUAACCGGAUUUUAGCAAGUAUUUUACAUUGUCCACCACAUGAUUCUGUGAUGCGUGAUCAUGCAGUGGCUUUGGCUCUCUCUGUUCAAACACAACUAAACUCACUCAUUGUCCUGAAAAAUAAUAGUGCAGUUCUUAACAAUGAGGUUACCCGGGUCCAGCAGAUAGACGAUGAUACGUUAUUGUCCAAUGUUGAAAAUUCUAAAAAUGCUGAUGAUGUAAGUACCAUGUGUCUGUCAGUUUCCAAUGACACAAGAGACACUUUGGGUAGUACUGAAAACACUGCACUGGAAACUUCUAUUGAUAGAGGAGAUGCUUGUAUGAAAUCUGAGGCAAAUUCAGGUGGCCUGCAACCAAAGAAAGAGUUGGUUACUUCAGUCCCUAUAGACUGUGAUUAUGCAGGUUGAAGUAGCACAUUUGUUUAAUUGAUACUGUUAGUUGGUCAGUGAUUUUAGAUGUGAGUCAACAAUUUGGUGGUUCAACAGAAUAUGACGAACAUCUGCUUUUUCAGUAAUUGUAGUUAAUUGUUUCUCAUUUGUAUUUGCUAUCUUUUUUCUAUGAGUCAGAAUACAAAAAAUGUGUUGAUUAAAGGUGGCAAUUGAAUAAGCAUGGUGUAGAGACAAUUCACAUCCAA